CUAGUCGAAUUGUGCCCCUCAUUGGGGAAGCUUUUAAAAUAUAAUAUAAAUUUAAUAACUAAUAAUAUAUAUAACAUACAAAAAUGACACCAAUGGAAUCCUCGUCGAAGGACAACGACUCAAAAACUGAGGGAAGCACAAAGAAUGAAGCGACAGCCAAGGAAUCGAAGCUUCCGAGAGGCAUCCAGACUGCGUUCGACGCCAAGUACAACAUUGUGGACCUGCAGACGCCGCUGAACGCCUUCAUGUCCGGCCAAUACAAGCGGAGCUUCGCCUACCACAGCCUCAGGAACAGGCUGCCUGUGGUGCUGACCAACGUUAUAGACACAAUGACCCGGGAGAAGGCCGAGUUGGUAGCUUUGUAUUCUACCAACGACUUUGAACAGGCGGCGCGGGACGAACUGAAGACCAUUAUAGGACUGAUUUCGCAGCUGAAGUACGAACUGCAAACGGACAAGGCAUUUCACGACUUCAAGGGAGCAGAACCCGAUCAGAAUGACUGGAACAGCUUCCUCGGCGACCUGCCCAGUGCCGAGCGCACCUUCUACCGCGGCUGUUCCCUCAACGCCGAGUGCUAUUUGUACCGCAAGCUCUACUCCUUCGUGGAGAACAGCAUCUUCCUCAAGGGAUACGACUACUUUGCCAAAAUUAAGGAGCAGGCGCUGAUUGACAACAUGGACGACGUGUUGGCCCUGACCAAGUACACUCGUCGUCCCGAACACAGUCCCAAAAUGUUCGAUGAGCUGCUGAAGAUCAACUUGUGGAGCAAUUGCAACGAUGCAGCCAAUGACCCGGAGGCAGUAGCCCAUAUGCUGAACCUCAAGGUGCUUAAGAACGUGGAGGCCACCAAUGAGUACGUGCUCGUCGACCAGUCGGAAGAGAUUUGGCGCUGCCUGGAUACCGCGAAUUCGAAAAAGCCGCAGCAGGUGGACUUCAUUCUGGACAAUGCGGGCUAUGAGCUGUUCAGCGAUUUCAUCUUGGCGGAAUACAUGCUUGAGCAGGGACUGGCCACCAAAGUACGCUUCCACGUCAAGGCCCAUCCCUGGUUUGUGACUGACGUGACAGAGAGGGACUUCAAGUGGACCCUGCAGUACUUGAGCCAGCACGUGGACUACAUCAUCAGUUUGCUGGGCAAGAAGUUCAUGCAGUUCCUCGACGAGGGCAAGUUUGAAUUGGCGCCCACCUCAAAUUUCUGGACUUCGCCACAUGCUUUUCACAGCAUGACUCAAACGGAUCCAGACCUGUACAGAUCUCUGCAGCAGUCGAAACUGGUUAUCUUUAAGGGAGAGCUCAACUACCGGAAACUGUUGCAAGAUGUUUGCUGGGCUAGCACUAUGGAGCUGAGUACCUGCCUCCGUGGCUUCCUGCCAAGCAAUAUCUGUGUGGUGCGACGGGUCAAAAGCGAGAUUAUUUCGGGACUGGGAGACGGUGCUGCACAGGCACUAACCAGAAAGGAUCCCCACUGGAUGGUCUCUGGUAGUUAUGGACUAAUCCAGUUCGUCGACGGAUCGCGUGAAUUUGGAUAUUAAAAGAAUCUCUUGAAUGCACCAAAAAUAAAUCCCAAUUAAAUUAA
Drosophila serrata is the source of this 1573-nucleotide messenger RNA. RefSeq names its product damage-control phosphatase 1. Gene Ontology annotation, cellular component: nucleus. Lineage: Eukaryota; Metazoa; Arthropoda; Insecta; Diptera; Drosophilidae. Gene Ontology annotation, molecular function: phosphatase activity. Gene Ontology annotation, biological process: DNA damage response. The record is from RefSeq and is a predicted model, not a curated record.